UCGAUAGCUCUAUCGAUGGUCAGGCGCUAUCGAGGUACCAUCCAACAUCGAUAGUUCCCGAUAGCUUAUUUGAAAUCAUUGAUAAUGAAAACAAUGGCUUCGUAACAGUCACCAAUCUGCAUCCAAAAAAGGAAAAUUGCUUUAUAAUGUUUUUAAAUGAUAUUGGACAGCCGUGCAUAUUACAACAUAAAUCAUGUGGCCCAUAUAGGCAACAUAAUGGACCGUUGCUUUUGAUCUCCGCCGCAUUUGUAGAUCAUGUACCUUCUGCACAUUGGUGUAAAAUAAUUGUGGGCUCCGCGCGGGAUGUGCAACGGUAUAAAAAUACUUUGCCUUGUACAGAUGAGUCUUACAAUUACAUAGUCUUACAACCCAAAGAGCCUAUGAAAGUUAAGUUCGAAAACACUGAGAUAAUGGUGACUUUAAUACCGGCAAAAAGAAACAUAAGCUUUUAUCUUCUGAAUGAUAAAUGCAUAAAUGUACUCAUUGCCGAUUUUGUCUUUGGUUCCUUGGACUUCAUAGCAAAUGCAGGAAUAUUUUUCCACCAGAUGCUUAGCGAAGGCAUAGAUAUUAUGUAUAUAGACAAUUUACUUUUAGAUUGUGGCCAGGAAACGGACAAGGAAGGAUUCUAUGCGCUUGUGGAUUUGAUUAGACCAAAGUUCUUGUAUGGUUUACGGCGAGGCAAAAUACCGAAGGAUUUGAUAGAUUUGUGUAAGCCAAGAGCUUAAUCAAGAUUUAAAUACACACGAUUAAAGUAUAACUUGUUUAUAAAGUAUUGUUUAUAAAAUGUUAGUUAACUAAAAACUUCUACUAAU
Drosophila busckii is the source of this 812-nucleotide messenger RNA. RefSeq lists its product as uncharacterized. The record is from RefSeq and is a predicted model, not a curated record. The transcript is spliced from 4 exons. Lineage: Eukaryota; Metazoa; Arthropoda; Insecta; Diptera; Drosophilidae. The coding region runs from base 147 to 725 and encodes 192 amino acids.